This is a messenger RNA of Rasamsonia emersonii CBS 393.64, 1296 nucleotides long. RefSeq lists its product as uncharacterized. The transcript has 9 exons. The record is from RefSeq and is a predicted model, not a curated record. The coding region runs from base 1 to 1296 and encodes 431 amino acids. Lineage: Eukaryota; Fungi; Ascomycota; Eurotiomycetes; Eurotiales; Trichocomaceae.
AUGUGGACCUUUAUAGCCCUCAGCACAGCCUUUGUGGGCGCCCGACUGUUUACGAGGCUGCAGUUGCUGAACACGAUCGGGCUGGAUGAUUAUAUCAUGGCAUUUUCACUGGUCAUUGGUAUUGUCUUCACAAGCCUUGUCACUGCCUCUGCGGCUGCAGGAACUGGCGAGCAUGCCUCCGACCUGACGACCGAGCAGCUCUCGCGAGCGCUGCUGUUCAGCGCGGCGUCCUUUCCGCCCGCGCUUCUGUCGUUUACGGUGCCCAAGCUUGGUGUGGUGGCUCUCUUGACGCGAGUCAUGAAUCCGGGGCCUCGAAUGAAAGCAUUUCUAUGGAUAUUUGUGGGGGGCAGCACUAUCUUCAUUUUUGGUUGUGUGAUCAUCAUGUUCGCUCAGUGCCGACCCACGAGGGCGCUGUGGACGCCCACGCUCACCGGGGCGACGUGUUGGAGCCCGGCAGUGCUAGAAGAUUAUUCUUUCGCUAGUGGUGGUAUGUGCAGCCGAUGGAAACAGCAUGGGGUUCGGAAGAUUGACGUGACUAGCGCUAUCGGCAUUUGUCGAUCUGUUUCUCGCUGUGUAUCCGGCGACGGUAGUAUGGAGGCUGAAUAUGAGUCUCAGGAAGAAGAUUGGCCUGACGUUUACGUUGGGCCUGGGCGUCUUCACAGCGCCUGCGCAGUGUCUAUCUACAAGUCGACCCGUCUGACGGGGCUGGCUGAUAGGAACGAUUUCACCUACAGCACGGUGGACGUAUUUCUAUGGACGAAUAUCGAAGCCAACACCAUCAUCAUCGCCGCCUGCGUGCCGACGAUGACGCCGCUGAUCGAGCUGAUCUUGGGGAGGAAGAUUUUCAGCACUCGGUCAGCCCGGCAAAGUUCUGCAUAUGUGCAAAGCUCGAGCCUGGUGAAGGGCAAGAGUGGCAGUCAGCCAGGGAGCCGGGGCCACCGGAGCCGUGGCAGCAACCAGUGGGCAUCGAUGGCGACGGUCCAGAUCGAAAACGGCAUCGCGGGGGAUGAUCUCGAGAGCCAGAAGAGCAUUCUGGGCAGAAGGGAGGACGACAUCCCGCUGGACCGGAUCGCGCGGACAGACCAUGUCAUUAUCGAGAUGAUACCCUUGUUGAGUUUGUAUCGAGUGAAACGAACGAUGGAGCUGGAUCUCAUCUGUCUAUUGCAUGUCGACAAUACAGAUAUCCUCCCUAUCUUACGAACAGGAUAUAUUUUAUUCCGUACUGUAAGACCAUUUGAGUCCAAUCAUCAUGCCCCAGUAGGUGCUAAGUAUCAACCUCAUGGCACGCUCUUCUAG